AUGCGACUCAGCGUGUUCGUGGCCCUCACACCUGCGGUGCUGGGAUACCACAGUGAGCUGCUGCUUCGGAGUGAGGCGGAGGAGCUCGGGGUGGUUUGGCGCGGCAACGCCACGCUGCACUCCAGCCACGACGCGUUGCCGGCCGCAGUCAGUCGCCGCUCAGAGCUGCUGACAAGAGAGGAGGCGGAGGCAUUGGGGGUGAUUUGGCGUGGCAAUGCAACAGCGCAGUCCAGCCACGAGCAGCUGCCAGAGCCAAAUGGCGGAUAUCCUGAUGACUUUUCCUGGUGCAACAAGGACGGUGUCAACUAUUGCACGAUCUCACUGAAUCAGCAUAUUCCACAGUAUUGUGGCUCAUGUUGGGCUCACGGAUCAGCCUCAGCCCUGGCAGACCGCAUCAAGAUUGCGCGCAAAGCCCAAGGUGCAGACGUUCAACUUUCCGUUCAGCACAUGCUCAACUGUGGACGAGUGGGAUCUUGCCACGGCGGCACAGUGGAUGGGCCUUACCAAUGGAUCUAUAGGCUCAGUCACCAGACCGGAUCCGGCAUCAGCUACUUCACGUCCCAGCCAUACUUGGCAUGUUCCAGCGAAAGUAAGGCCGGCAUUUGUGCCCAUGUGGAUACCAGCUGCAAGGCCGAAAACAUCGCCAGGACUUGCAGCACCUUUGGUCAGCCCUGCGUGGGCCUGGACACCUAUCCCAAUGCAACCGUCUCGGAUUUCGGCUCCAUCCGCGGGAAGGCCGCGAUGAUGAAGGAGAUCUACAAUCGUGGCCCCAUCUCUUGUGGCAUCGAUGCGAUGCCUUUGCUCAAGUACACCACCGGCAUCGCCAGUGGCUUCCGCUUGCUACCGGACCAUGUUGUCUCUGUGGUUGGAUGGGGAACUGAUCCCAACGAAGGUUUCUACUGGAUCGUGCGAAACUCCUGGGGCGAAUACUGGGGGGAGCAGGGCUACGUGCGCGUGAAGAGCGGCGCGCUGGCUCUCGAGCGGCAGUGUGCGUGGGCAGUGCCUGGCGAGUACACCGCGCCAGAGAAGAACAACGAGAUUCAUUGCUAUGAAGGUGGUGAGAACUGCCAAAGCAAGCAAGGCGCAGCGGACACUCUUCGAGCGAAGGAGCUUUGGAGCCGUGCGGAGGUUGAGAGCCAUGGCUUCGUUUGGAGAGGCAACUCAUCGUCACCAUCAUCGCACGAGCUUUUAGAAACUCCCAACGAUGGCUUUCCAAAGGCAUUCUCCUGGUGCAAGAAGGAUGGCAAGAGCUAUUGCACCAUCUCCGUGAAUCAGCACAUCCCACAGUACUGUGGUAGUUGUUGGGCACAGGGAAGUAUGAGUGCACUAGCAGACCGCAUCAAGAUUGCCAGGAAUGCUGAAGGCAUUGACAUCCAGCUCUCCGUGCAGCACUUGAUGAACUGUGGAACCGCUGGUACCUGCAAAGGAGGUGAACCCAACUCGGCUUACCAGUGGCUGAAGGAGAUCAGUGACAAGACUGGAAGUGGCAUCAGCUACACCACAGGUCAGCCAUACUUGGCAUGUUCCAAAGACUUGAGCAGUGGAUUCUGCAAGGAUGCUGAUUUCACCUGCAGCGCGGAGAACGUGCAGCGCACCUGCGCGACCUUCGGGAAGAGCUGCGUGGGCUUGGCGAAGUAUCCCAACGCCACGGUGGCAGAGUAUGGCUCGAUCAAGGGCAAAGACGCCAUGAUGAAAGAGAUCUUCAAUCGGGGGCCCAUCGCUUGCAACGUGGAUGCCAACUACAUUCUCAACUACACGACGGGCAUUGUCACUGCCAAGUCUGGAGCUCAGGGAGGAGUUUUGAGCAGCCAGACCGACCAUACCAUCUCGGUGGUCGGCUGGGGCACCGAUGAUCAGUUGGGCCUCUAUUGGAUUGUCCGCAACUCCUGGGGCGAGUACUGGGGUGAGCAGGGCUACUUCCGCGUCCAGAGUGGGGCGCUAGCCAUCGAAGAGGAGGGGCGCACGGAUCUUGAUGAAGUUCAGCCUCCACCAAACCAAGUGGUUCCCUUCUGUCAACUUUGA
Molecule: messenger RNA, 2022 nt
Organism: Durusdinium trenchii
Lineage: Eukaryota; Dinophyceae; Suessiales; Symbiodiniaceae
Source: the annotation of a GenBank genome assembly